Molecule: messenger RNA, 3718 nt
Organism: Larimichthys crocea (large yellow croaker)
Lineage: Eukaryota; Metazoa; Chordata; Actinopteri; Sciaenidae
Gene: ccnd1
Product: cyclin D1
Exons: 5
Coding region: 1-879 (292 amino acids)
Source: RefSeq, a predicted model, not a curated record
AUGGAGGACCAGCUGCUGUGCUGCGAGGUGGACUCCAUCAGGAGAGCCUACCAGGACGUGAACCUGCUCAACGACCGAGUUUUAAACACCAUGCUCAAGGCAGAGGAGAACUACCUACCGUCUCCGAACUACUUCAAGUGUGUCCAGAAAGAAAUAGUUCCCAAAAUGAGGAAAAUAGUUGCCACCUGGAUGUUAGAGGUCUGCGAGGAACAGAAAUGUGAGGAGGAGGUUUUUCCACUGGCUAUGAACUAUUUGGACAGAUUUUUAUCAGUGGAGGCCACCAGGAAAACAAGACUACAGCUGCUGGGAGCUACAUGCAUGUUCCUAGCAUCCAAGAUGAAGGAGACUGUUCCCCUAACAGCGGAGAAACUCUGUAUCUACACGGACAACUCGGUCCAGCCUGGAGAGCUGCUGCAAAUGGAGCUGCUGGUUCUCAACAAGCUGAAGUGGGAUCUGGCUUCAGUCACGCCUCAUGACUUCAUCGAGCACUUCCUGUCCAAGCUGAAGAUCUACCCGUCCACCAAGCAGAUCCUCAGGAAACACGCUCAGACCUUUGUAGCGCUCUGUGCUACAGAUGUCAACUUCAUCGCCAGUCCUCCAUCCAUGGUAGCAGCAGGCAGUGUGGUGGCAGCUGUUCAGGGUCUCUAUCUGAAGAGCCAGGAUGCCUCCUUGUCCUCCCAGAACCUCACUAGCUUCCUGUCACAGGUCAUUCGCAGUGACCCGGACUGCUUGAGGGCAUGUCAGGAGCAGAUAGAGUCUCUGCUGGAGUCUAGCCUGCGGCAGGCUCAGCAGCACAGCAGCACCACAGAAACCAAACGUGUGGACGAGGACGUGGACCUGUCCUGCACCCCAACAGACGUCAGAGACAUCAACAUCUGAAAGGACUGAAUGUGUCGCACAAUGACCUAAUGUUUGAGGGAAAGUUAUCGACAGAGGGUGGUGACAGGUGGAUCUGGGAGGGGGUGCACCCACCCCCAACCCCUUCUUUCUGGUGGGCUGCUAUCAUGGCCGACAUGUCACUCACAUGCCCGCUGUCCACUAUGACUGCCAAGUCAGGGCCGAGCGCCCUCUGCCUGCCCCACAACAAACCCCAAGUCACAUUUCCUGCCGGUGUCCCCUCCCAUCCUGGGAAAAAAAAUGAACACUUCAGAAAUGUACACGAGAGAAAAGACAGAACACGGAAGAUCUGCAUGGGCUGGAGUCAAAGCCACAAAGCAGACGCCCGAAUAGAUAUGUUUUCUUAUUCCCUCAAAUAUUAAACUAGGAUUUUAAAAAUUAUCACAGACUCUACUUGCCUACUAAAACAUCUCAAAGUGUCAUGUGUAGUAGGUUGUUGUAGUUUGUCUUCAGGACUUCACCUGAACUCUGACUUUUAUUCACAGAAGGUUUUUGUUUCAUUUCUCUUCUGUUGUAUCUAUGUUUUAGAAUGUUUUAGACUUCCUGUCCAAGCUCCCACGUUUGUCUCGUUAAAGCGCAGACAUUCAUAUACCCCUGCUUGCUUAUGUUUAGUCACUUUAUUAUAUAUAAUUUUAGACCUCUUCAUCAAUUAGUCUUAUACCUCUUUUCUUCCAAGCUUUUUUUUUUUGUUUUUUGUACCAAGUGUAUUGUGAGAUGCUCUGUUCAUAUGACCCUAGUGACAGUGGACUGCUGAUGUUAAGGUGUGGACAAAUCUUGAUUGAUUCUUUGUUCAUUCAUUCACAAUGUUUCAGCUUGCUGUUGAUAAGAUCAAAUCAAUGCGCAGCCAAGCAGAGCAGUCCACAGUGUGUUUCAUUCCUCUGUGUACUAAACCAUUCCAACUUUGUUUUUGAAAAAAAAAAAGCACUUUUGGUCAGCGCUGCUGGUCGUCUAAAAAAACACAGUGAUAAAGUUUGUAAAACAACAUGAAAAUAGAAUGGAGGUUUGAGCAGUAGUCUUUUGGUGAUGGAGAGAAAGAACAGCACCUGCAGACCUGGAUCUGAUUUAUCUAAUUGAGCAGUAUGGCAGAACUUUUUUUUUUAAACAAGACUGAAUGCUGCUCGACACUGUCAUGAGUGGCUUGCUGUGUCUUCCUUCCAGGUCUCAGAUUCGAGUUUUACUUCAGCAAAUGUUUCACACAGGCUGAGCUGCUCUUACAUUUGAAGAAAUGUUGCUUUAGUUAAAUGUCAGUGUGCAGAGCCACAAGCUGAAGGUCCAGAGGUAAAAUUAAACAAGUAUUAUUUUGAUAUUUCAAAUAAUACUUUUUUAUAGUGAAACAUAUUUAUUUUUUUAGCUUGCCUUUUCAAGUUUGCUAAUUAACCAUGGCUCCACCUACUGAUGUUUAACUAUGUCUGCCUCCAGAGCAGCCCUGCCGUCCAGAAGUAUUUGUAAAACUCCAGUCUGCCUCUAAAUCACCAGGACAGCACCUCCUCCAUCGCUCCACCUCAGUUCAAAUACUGCUCAAGGAUUCUGGGAAGGGGAUAAUGCUAAAAAAUGGGGGGGUGGGGGGUUGUUGAGACUAUUGACAUGAUUUUGCACAAAGCUAAAAGACGUCGGCUGCGUUUCUUUGAGACUUGCCAAAAAAAUGGAGAGCAAAGCUGGCAAGAGCACAGAGGGGUGAAGAGGUAGCAAAAGUGGCAAAAAGGGUGAAGGCUCAACAGGGAGGUGUGUCUUAAUGCUGUAGAGUUCAAGUCAGGGUUCCUACACAGGGCAGGAACACUGUCAUGACCAGGUCCAUAUAUAGUUCAUAUAUGAAGAAAGAAAGACAGACAGACAGACAGACAGACGGCUCCUCAAAUUCAGCUCUGGAAGAAAGGACGGAGUUCCUCAAGUGUCCAGCUGUGUAGGAACCCUUUUAUUAGGUUUCUGAUUGUACAAGGAUAGAAAGUAGGAGAGAAACACUCCUUGUAUUCCGCUGCUAUAGAAAAUAAAUCCCAGCUACGUGUUUAAAAAAAAAAAAAAAAAAAAAAAAAAAAAAAAAAACGUAAUGGAUUAAAAAACGAUGCUUUUCUCUUGUUUGCUGCUACAUUUUUGGUUGGUUUUUUUUUUUUUUUUUUUACACAUAUAAAUGUCAAUAUACUGCCAUUCUAGGUCUGAAUUUUCUCAUAGAAAAUUGUGUUAUUGACAUCCUCAUUUGUUGUUUUUAUGUAGAUUCUGUGUGAUCUUUUUUUUGGUUUUUAAUUACAUAAUGGUUUUCCAAACUAUUCCAAAAAAUGAGAAAAAUGAGAUAAUGUACAGAAAUGCUUUGAUCCACAAUACCUCAUGUGACAGUCAAGAUCUAUCUCUAAUUUGUAGUCUUUUUUUUGUUUUAGUUUUAUUUGUUUAUUCUAUUCUACUUGUUGGUUCAGUGCCUACUAGCUCUGUUAAACCUGCUUGAGAUGAAGCAUCCAUGAUGGAAACCAGCGAGUCCAGGGCAUGCUUUGAUACUGGUGCCAUAACAGAAAAUGGGAUAUGUAUAACUCUGUUGAGUGUUAAACUGUCUCGGUGAAAGAGACUUUACCCCCCUUUAGGCCCAUAGUGGCCUUCUUUCCUUUACCCUUUUUAUAUUUAUAAGAAAAGCUUUUUGUUCCAUUUUUCAAACUGUCAGUGAGUUGAUUUGACUUUGUAAAUAGAUUCAGUGUCGUGCUCGGUAAGCCAUAGACUGUUUUGUUUUGUUUUUACAAAUCAUUCCCACAGUUGUGUCUACUUCAUGCCAGUUGUUGGUAACUGGGACAAACAAUGUAUUCAUAUUUGUGUCAACUACACAAUAAAAACAUGAAUUAGA